This is a messenger RNA of Trematomus bernacchii (emerald rockcod), 1335 nucleotides long. Its product is annotated as deoxycytidylate deaminase-like. Gene Ontology annotation, molecular function: dCMP deaminase activity; zinc ion binding. The transcript has 6 exons. The record is from RefSeq and is a predicted model, not a curated record. Gene Ontology annotation, biological process: dUMP biosynthetic process; dTMP biosynthetic process. The coding region runs from base 115 to 720 and encodes 201 amino acids. NCBI's taxonomy places the organism in Eukaryota, Metazoa, Chordata, Actinopteri, Perciformes, Nototheniidae. Gene Ontology annotation, cellular component: cytoplasm.
GACUUCAUUUGAGGUGGAGCUUUCUUCCACUGCUAACUUAACGUUCAACUAACUGUCAGCAGCGUACAGUCCAGAGAGAGGCACAGACUGUGAGGGGUCCAGCAUCAGAACACUAUGGCAGGAAAACCAGCUCAACCUAAUGACAACGGGGCUAGAAAAGAUUUCAUGGAACCUGAAGAUUACUUCAUGGCUGCAGCCGUUCUGUCCGCAAGGCAGAGCAGAGACCCAAGCACACAGGUUGGGGCGUGUAUUGUGAACCAGGACAAAAAGGUAGUUGGCGUUGGUUACAAUAAGAUGCCAAACGGCUGUGAAGAUCACAUGCCGUGGUCCCGCUCUAAAGGUGAAGAUGCUGCCGCCGCUGUUUGGGCUAAUGGCGGUGACCUCACCGUUGCUACUGCUGCCAGGGUUGCUGCUGCUGCUGCUGAAACUAAGCUGGACACCAAAUACAUUUAUGUGUGCCACGCAGUGCUCAACGCCAUCAUGGACAAGAACAGCGCUGAUGUGAAGGGCUGCUCCAUCUAUGUGACCCUGUUCCCCUCCAACGAGUGUGCCAAGCUGAUCAUCCAGGCUGGUAUGAAGGAAGUCGUCUAUCUUUGUGAUAAGUACAAUACUUCUCUGGAAACACAAGCCGCCAAACGGAUGUUUAAACAGGCAAAGAUACCAUUCAGGGAGUUCCUCCCCAAGGAGACUGAGGUUGUCCUUAAACUCAAGAGCGUCUGAAUGAGGCGAGGAAUGAAGAGGAUGACUUGAUAAGAUUAAAACUUGUUUCAUCAAAUGCGUUGGUUGUGUUCUACUUUAUAUAUAUAUUCUUUUUAAACCCAUUUACAUUUUUUAAAUGGGCAUCUGCUUAACUGCCAAGCAAAAUAUGAAAACGUUAAGCGAAGCUCUAACUGCAUCUGCCAUAGGGCCUUACAGCAGGCCAAUGAGUAAGACCUGGUGACCUAAAGAGUCCAAUUGAGCUAAAAAAAAUCUUAAUUUUGAUGGAGCUUGUUGAGGAUAAAUUACCAAGGCCUCAGCCGUCUACUCCUAUAGUCAGCGUUCAGGCAUGCAACCUCAGUCGCUCCUUUCUCUCUUUCUAAUAAUUGUAAGACUUUUUAUUUUAUUUUACAUGUUUUAUUUCCUGGUAUCUAAAGGCGUAAAACAUGUCUAAUCCCUGGAUCAUAAUCAUAGGCUACAUAUGUGUGAUCAUCAUACAUCAUUGUUUGCCAAAGUUACCUGCUAUGAAGAUGAACAGUUUAAAAUCUUUGUCUUCAUAACAUUCUGUGUCUCCACACCUUCAUUCCUUUAACCGUGUCAGCUCUCAGUUGAAGUCAAUAAAACAUUUGGACGGCAUGA